Messenger RNA from Galeopterus variegatus (Sunda flying lemur), 285 nucleotides. It is a transcript of the gene CDX1, whose product is annotated as caudal type homeobox 1. Gene Ontology annotation, biological process: embryo development; anterior/posterior axis specification; regulation of transcription by RNA polymerase II. The transcript is spliced from 3 exons. Gene Ontology annotation, molecular function: RNA polymerase II transcription regulatory region sequence-specific DNA binding; DNA-binding transcription factor activity. Gene Ontology annotation, cellular component: nucleus. The record is from RefSeq and is a predicted model, not a curated record. Lineage: Eukaryota; Metazoa; Chordata; Mammalia; Dermoptera; Cynocephalidae. Bases 1 to 285 code for a protein of 94 amino acids.
AUGUACGUGGGCUAUGUGCUGGACAAGGAUUCCCCCACGUACCCCGGCCCCGCCAAUCUGGGGCUCACUGAACGGCAGGUGAAGAUCUGGUUCCAAAACCGGCGGGCAAAGGAGCGCAAAGUGAACAAGAAGAAGCAGCAGCAGCAGCCCCCACAGCCACCACCGCCAGCCCACGAUGUCACCCCCACCCCAGCCGGGCCACCCCUGGGGAGCCUGUGCCCCAGCAACGCCAGCCUGCUGGGUGCCUCCUCCCCCAUGCCUGUCAAGGAAGAGUUUAUGCCAUAG